Amphibalanus amphitrite is the source of this 2279-nucleotide messenger RNA. Its product is annotated as vegetative cell wall protein gp1-like. Bases 567 to 1121 code for a protein of 184 amino acids. The record is from RefSeq and is a predicted model, not a curated record. The transcript has 6 exons. Lineage: Eukaryota; Metazoa; Arthropoda; Thecostraca; Balanomorpha; Balanidae.
UAUAUUAGCCUGAAAACGAAACACCUGAUUUGGUAUUGAUUGCAAAACUGUUGACGUAAUUAUUAAAUAUUUUAUUUUAAUGUUGACUUGUUUGUGUGAGAAUGUAGAUUCCUUGACGCUUAUUUGCCCAAAUUUGCCUUCAGGCUCCCCACGUCCGUCUGUUUCUGUGCGUGAUCCAUAUGGUCGGGAUGUGGUAAGUUGUCUAAGGUAACGAUGGCGUCUAUAGCGGAUAGACUGGGCGUCAGCGGCGACCACGAGUGGUCAUCGGCGCCAGCUUCAGCAAGGGCAACAAGGGCACCGCCUUCCACUCCGUGCGCUAUGACUUCAAGCCGGCCUCCGUGGACCCGUCCAAGACAGCCACAGUGGACGUGGGUGAUAACCACAGUGUGACAGUGACUGUGCCGCACAUCGAGGGCACCAACCACACCGUCUACCGCGGCAACAGCCGGCCCUACCAGAAGGAAUGUGUGCUGAUAGUCGACCAUGAAACGGGGGAUAUCAGGCUCGAGAGGCUCACUGAGAACAUCCAGGUCAAGAAGACCAGGUCGGAGGGCCCCACGCCGCGGAUGCCGGCCAUGCCGCGGCCUUUGACUCCUAUCGACCCGGUGGCGCGGCGCACCUCGCCCUCCCAGCACCAGGCGGCGGCGGCGGCGGCUCCUCCGGCACCGCCGCAGCGCCUGUCGCCACACUCUGUGCCCUCUCGGUCUGCGCGCGCCUCACCCACUGUGCGCCGGCCGUCCCCGGUGCCGCACCAGCAGCCGGCCCGCCGCGAGCCGCCGCCGCCGCCCCCACCACCGGCCACGGCGCCCGGCAGCAUGCCUAGCAUCCUGGGGAUGCUGGACGAUGACACCUCGCUGCAGCUGCCGCAGGCCGCCCCGCCUCCCCAGCCGCCCCCGCCGCCGCAGCAGCAGCAGCCGCCCGCCGCGCCGGCGCACGCGCCGCCCCGCAACCCGAGUACCGACUGUAUUGGCACGGUGAGCGACAGUGACAGUGACAGCGACUCGGGCUCCAGCUCCGACAGUGACAUGGAUGUGGACAGCCGACCCGUGCCAGGUCGUCAGAACGGUAACCUGAACAUGCCGUCCCUGCUGACGGACCUGCAGCUGUCCGAGUCGGACUAGCCGCCGGCGCGGGCCACAGGUCACCGACAGCCCGAGGUCACCGGCCUCCAGGUCAGCCAGGUCACUCCCGAGGACCGCCCGGCCUCGCACCGAGUGGCCGACGCGGCGUGGCUGCGGGCGCAGCCAGGACAAAACGACACACAGAUAUAACUGUAUAACGUGCCUGCUACGCAACGACGACGGAACGCUUGGACGCGAGGGCUGCGUGCGAUCCUAUAAACGCGUGCGGCCGGCGGGGCGCCGCAGUGUUGUUAUUUCGAACGUUGGUGAUGGGUGCGAGAGCGCGGUCCCUGCCGUCUCUCUGCGAUAGAUUUUAGGAGGUGAGAAGGACUAUGUCAGUGACACACCGCAGGUCGGGGAGGAGCUUUGCCGGCUCAUACCAGAAGGUAGCCGUCGUGGUGAGGCAGGAGGUAGAUCUGUAAGAGUGGGGCGGAUUCGCGGCCAACCAGGCCGUGACUGGAGCCUCCCUUAAGUCGACCGGAUGGACUGAGUUCCGAUGGUUCUAUAACGGUACCCUAGACUCUACGAGGCGAUAUUACUUAUCAACCGUGCCCUAUGUGCGGACGGCCGGGAGGGUGCAGAUGCGUGCCCGGGAGACUGGGCUCCCGCCGGCUCUAACGCGGCUGAGCCCCGGCCGUCCGCUCUCCAACCGUUCCACAAACCAGCGUCUCUGAGCGCCUACUAACGUUCUGUGUUCUCCUGUGUUCUUUGACAAUGGUUCUUACCAUAGCCAGCUGUGAUCGCGAGCGAGCGGUCCGCCGAAGAGCUCUUCAGUGAUGGGUGCGUCAUUCCCCUCGUGGACAAAUCAUUUAUGCAAUCAGUCGAAAACAAGUCAGAUAGACGAUAUGCAGUAUCAACGGCAAAUAUCAAAAUCUAUUCCGCCGUAUCGCUUCGUAUGACCGAUCAGGACAUAUCAGAGUGAAUUGAUUAAAUUAUUGCAAUCUGCAGUAGACCUAUAGGUGAGGCCGUUCCGAAUCCCUCUCACGCUGUGCAGUACCGGUCGGCAUGUAUUGAGGGACCCCAUGACCUGGUCUGUGGGCUCCGGGACGCGCAUUCGAGGCUCCCCGUGAGGAGAGAGUCCGGGAGGAAGGAAAGAGUGAGGGAGUGUGUAUCACACGAGUCUGCUCUGCCCGAGGCGGGAAUACAGGUUUGAUAGUU